UACGCUCAAUGCGUUUUUUAAACGUGAAACGAUGUUUCACGCUGGUUUUUUUCAAACCAUGUUACAAAAAGCUGAUUAAUAAAAAGCAUUUCUUAAAUUCACGUAGAAUAGUCACAAAAACGUACCAUCGUAGAAAAGUUUUAGCAAGUCUUACUUUCUAAGUGUUCGUAUCUUUUACAUGUGAAUCAUAUUACAAGCUAGAUUUGAAGUUUCAAUUGUCUGUUCUAGCGCAUUUUUGACUUUUUUCGAUCUGAAAAGAAAGCUCGUUCGGUGCGUUGAAAAUACAAUUGUUACAAAAAAAUCAGAGUCUUAGUUGUUGGUGGCUGUCAUCAUUCAUUUUGUAUCGUACUGGUGUUUCAACGCCUAUAUUUGAACCCUUACUCCUCAAAACACCCCCGCAAGCUUUGCCUGGUAUAAAUUGAUAUUUGAUACCACUGAUUAGUUGACAUUAAUAAGUUAUCCCACAACGCCAAAUUAUCAUCAAAUUACCAACUUGGCUGUAAACUUCAGUACUUCAAUUCCGUUUAUCUAUCAGAUUACGAAAUGGCUUCAGAUAUAAAAUAUCGAUCAAAAAAGGAUGCGCACUACGAGAGUGUGAUUCGAGUGUUGGAAGAGGAGAAGGAUUUCUACAAGCAGGAGUACGAGAAGAUCAAACUGGGGGAGGCGAGGGCCAGAAGUCGAAGCAGAUCCUCCAGUCCAGUCAAGCAACACAACACAUCCACCACUUCUAACUCAGCGUCACAGUACAAACUCACGGUGUACGAGGAAGAGAUUUCCAAGUUGAAGAAGGAGCGUGUGGAAUUGCAGGGUAUGUUGGACAGAUUCGAGCGACACAUGCGUGAAAUACAGUCCAGUGUCAAACUACUCACCAACGAAAGAGACAAGACUCAGCAGCUAUACGAACAGGCUAACGAGGAGUUGUUGCGACUGCGUGGGGAGUUGGCCAAGGGUAGUAAGAACAGCAGACAGACAGUGGCUGCCCAGUCCAUUCUGCGGAGGGUGGAGGCAGAGAGAGAUGAGGCCAUCAAUGACUUGAGGAGAGCCAACAACGAGCGGGACACCCUGAGGGAAAAACUAAAAGUGGCUGCAAAUGCGCAUCUAACUGACAAGGCUUAUCUGGAGCAGGGUAUUGAAGAUCUCAGACACGAACUGGACCCGGUUUCACAGGAGAGGGACGACCUCCUCCAGCGAGUAGCCGAGAGCAGGAGUCACAUACACGACUUGGAACAUCAGGUGUCUUCUUGGGCUGAGAAAAUGAAAGUGGCUGACGCAGAUAUCGAAGACUACCAGUACCAAGUCAAUCAGCUCAGAUCCCUUCUGGAGAAAACAGAGGGCAACUUAUCGUCUACAACCGAAGCUCUGAACAAACGAAGUUCCGAGUCCAAUUCGUACCAGGAGAAAUGCGCUGAACAAGACCGACAAAUCCAGGGAUUAAUUGUAGAUCUGCACAAGGAAAAGGACUAUAGUGACAAAAUGAGAGCCCAGUGCGACCAUCUCUCGGCUGAGAAAGAGCAAUUGAAAGAUGAAAUCGAAGUGAGGCUGAACAAAAUCAGAAGUCUCACUGACGAACUGGAGUCAAAGAACCGUCACAUUUCUGGCUUGGAGCGAACUCUGGCCGACACUGAAGUGACUCUUAAACAUGUGAGCGACGAGAAAGGAAGUCGCGAGCGGGAGAUCAAAUCUCUAGAGAGACAACUGGAAGGGAGACUGUAUGAAGUGCAGGAGCUGAAGAGCAGUCGGGAUCUGCAGAACGAGGAGAUACGCAAAUUGCAAGGGGAUCUAAGUGAAAUUACUCACGAGUCGCAGAACUAUGCGAAGCAGCUGCAGGCGACCGAGGAAGAGAGAGACAACUACAGACAGAGACUGUACCAUUCCCAGGAGGAGAACUCCCGACAACAUGACGCCAACAACCACUUGGAACAGGAGAAGUCGCGUGUGGUGGAACUGUUGAGGAAACAAGAGGGGGAGAGUGCCAAGUGGGAGGGGGAGGCACAGGCACUCACGGCUGAGCUGCAGUCCCUCAGACUGGACCUGAUCAAUAGAGACGCCCUCAUCCGGCGGGAGGAGGAGAACUCCAACGAGUUGAACCAGCAACUGCAACAAAGCCGUGAGCUGACAGAGCAGCAGGAGUCGAUGCUCUCUCAGAAGAACAGUCAAAUUAGCCAUCUCGAGGACAAACUCAGAGCCUCCAAUGCGGACAAGGAGGCUGUGCUCUGCGACUUGGCUGCCGUGCGAGAGAUCUGUGUUAAACUGGACUCGGCCAAAGAUAAUCUAAGCCGAAUGCUUGCUAAGAAGAAUCUAGAAAACGAUCAGCUGAGCAACACUCUUGAGGACCAGAAGCAAGAGAUCGAUCUGCUCAGGCGACAGAUGGAGUCUGAGAAGACGACCAUCCGGAACCUUGAGGACUUACUGACUGCCAACAAGGAGUCCGAGUUCGCACUGGGUCUCGCAGUCCAGGAGAAGGAAGGAGAGAUCCAGCUGUUCAAGGAGCGAUUGGCACUAUCCGAGAGCAAAUGUUGUUCGCAGCAGCGGGAGAUCCAGAGUCUGCGCACAAGAGCGGGCACGAGUGAGGCGGAACUGGAGAGGAGUCGCAAACAACUCACUAGCGAGAGAUUCGAAAAGUGA
Symsagittifera roscoffensis is the source of this 2625-nucleotide messenger RNA. Its product is annotated as testis-specific gene 10 protein-like. The record is from RefSeq and is a predicted model, not a curated record. Bases 544 to 2625 code for a protein of 693 amino acids. The transcript has 13 exons. NCBI's taxonomy places the organism in Eukaryota, Metazoa, Xenacoelomorpha, Acoela, Convolutidae.